AUGGGCGUAGUCUUCGAACAACACUCUGAAGAAAUUCAAGAGGCUUUCAAGUUCGCGAUGGUACAAUACAGCAACAAUUUGAACCAAACUCGUCUAGAUUUCCAACUGUUCGUCGACGUAAUCAACACGGCAGACGCUUUCAAGCUAUCCCGACUGAUAUGCAACCAGUUCUCUCGCGGCGUUAUCUCUAUGCUCGGAGCUGUCACACCGGACUCUUUCGAUACCCUGCACUCUUAUACUAACACAUUCCAAGUACCAUUUGUGACUCCGUGGUUCCCGGAAAAGGUGAUACCUCCGUCUGGACUUAUCGACUACGCAAUCAGCCUUCGCCCCGAAUACCACAAGGCUGUUAUCGACACUGUCACUUACUACGGUUGGAAGAGCAUUAUUUACAUCUACGAUUCUUAUGAUGGUCUGCUCCGCUUACAGCAAUUGUACCAGAGUCUCCAGCCAGGAAAGGCAUCUUUUCGCAUUACAAAUGUAAAACGUGUAGCUAAUGCAACCGAGGUGGUCGAAUUUCUUGGCUCGCUCGAAAUGUUGGAUCGCUGGAGCAACAAAUAUGUUGUACUCGACUCAAGCACUAAACUGGCUAAAGAUGCACUAAUUCUGCACGUACGUGACGUGAGACUUGGCCGACGGAACUACCAUUACUUCCUGAGUGGUUUGGUGAUGGACGAUCAUUGGGAGAAAGAGGUAUCCGAGUUUGGUGCCAUUAACAUAACCGGCUUUCGAGUUCUCGAUCUUUCUAGGAAGAUUGUCCAGAACUUCAUGGAACUCUGGCGUCGCGAUUCGAUUUCGGCCCAAGCCGCUCUGAUGUAUGACGCGGUUCAGGUUCUCAUCGACUCCAUCCUCCGCAUGCUCCGCAAGAAACCCGACUUCCUCCGCGGUACCAUGAGACGCAACUCCAAUAUGACCAACAGCAAGAUCGACUGCAACCCGAACAACAAGAUUGCUCCUUACGAAUACGGCGAGAGAAUAUCGAGGAUGAUCAAGAGGACCGAGCUGGAAGGCUUGACUGGUCUUAUUCGCUUCAACGAGGCUGGACACCGACGUAACUUCACUCUUCAAGUAAUGGAAAUGACGGUUGAUGUAGGCAUGGUCAAGGUCGGAACCUGGUAUGAUAACAAAGGACUAAUUCCCGUUACUCCCUGGAAACUCCCUGGUUUGAAUGAGGUUGGGCAUUACGAUCGCAAUAAAACAUACAUAGUAGCGACUAUCAUCGAAGAACCCUAUGUCUCACGCAACACUGAUCUUGAUAAUCCAAAUUCUAAGUUUCGCGGUUUUUGCGUCGAUCUGACUUAUCUGGUACUGGAAAAAUUGGAAAUUGAUUUCGAAAUGCGUCUUGUCAAAGAUGGUAACUAUGGAAACGAAAACCCAAAAAUGAUUGGAGGGUGGGAUGGCCUGGUUGGAGAACUCGUCCGUAAGGAAGUAGAUCUGGUGAUCGCACCCUUGACCGUGACCUUGGAACGGGAACAGGUCAUCGACUUCAGCAAGCCUUUCUUAUCAUUCGAUGUGCAAUCCGACAAAAAUUCGUCGUCAAGCAUCGCUACUAUUUUCAGCUUCCUCAGUCCCUUAUCUAUGGAAAUAUGGCUUUGCAUUCCUGGAAGUAUUGUCGGCGUCAGUUUGUGCAUGUUCUUGGUAUCGAGGAUUUCUCCGAACGAAUGGCGAAUCACGUCGCAUAUCUCCUCUCGUACAACCGAGAACAACGAAAUAGCAACAACUCAGACUGUGGUCGUGAAUGAUUUCAGCUUUUGGAAUGCUUUGUGGUUUUCGCUCAGCUCCUUUAUGCAACAGGGUAGCGACAUUUCUCCGAGGUCUUUAUCUGGAAGGAUUGUGAGUGUAGUUUGGUGUUUCUUUACACUGAUAUUUGUCUCAACCUACACCGCAAAUAUGGCUUCGUACUUGACAAUACACCGUAUUAGUGAACCUGUUCUUACAUACACAACAAGGGUGACAACGUGCCCAGUGGAUUACGUCAAACGUCCAUCAAAAUCUACACAAGAUGAUUUGUGGAUGGGAUUUAUAUCUCCAGAUUCUUUUCUUGGUUCUUCUGAAGUUCAAAAACCUUGUGAAAUGCUGGUCUCUGUUACCCACUCCGGCGUAAAAGAUUUUGCCAUCGCUCUUCCAAAAGGAUCUAAAUUACGGGAUGGAGUAAAUUUGGCUCUACAAUCUGUUAAGAAUAGUGGAGAGCUCCAGCAACUUGUAAGGACGUGGUUCAUCGACGCUAAAUGUUCUCUUGAAGGCGAGGUUCAUGGAAAAGAAUUGACGUUAAACCAAUUAGCUGGUUUGUUUUAUAUAUUAGUUGGAGGAAUGGGAUUGGCAUUGGGUGUAGCUGUAUUCGAAUUAAUAAAGCAUGGCAAAGCAGAGGCUGUUCGGGCGAACAUUUCUCUACGAAAUGCUCUUAGGGCCAAAGCAACUGGUAGUAGUGGAGUCAAUACCCCAGAAACUGAACCACCCGAGGAACACCUUGAACAAGAGCAUCUUGAAUGGAAUGGUGCAGCUUAUACUGGGUAUUUCUCGCCGUCUAGUCAGGCUCAGGCUGCAGGUCAGGAGGAGACGUCGUUGCAUGCCAGUUUCACACCAGUCUGA
Melitaea cinxia (Glanville fritillary) is the source of this 2589-nucleotide messenger RNA. RefSeq names its product glutamate receptor 1-like. Gene Ontology annotation, molecular function: glutamate-gated receptor activity; transmitter-gated monoatomic ion channel activity involved in regulation of postsynaptic membrane potential. Lineage: Eukaryota; Metazoa; Arthropoda; Insecta; Lepidoptera; Nymphalidae. The record is from RefSeq and is a predicted model, not a curated record. Gene Ontology annotation, cellular component: plasma membrane; postsynaptic membrane. The coding region runs from base 1 to 2589 and encodes 862 amino acids. The transcript has 18 exons. Gene Ontology annotation, biological process: synaptic transmission, glutamatergic; monoatomic ion transport; modulation of chemical synaptic transmission.